Apis mellifera (honey bee) is the source of this 1711-nucleotide messenger RNA. RefSeq names its product facilitated trehalose transporter Tret1-like. NCBI's taxonomy places the organism in Eukaryota, Metazoa, Arthropoda, Insecta, Hymenoptera, Apidae. The record is from RefSeq and is a predicted model, not a curated record. Gene Ontology annotation, cellular component: membrane. Gene Ontology annotation, molecular function: transmembrane transporter activity. The transcript has a single exon. Bases 269 to 1693 code for a protein of 474 amino acids. Gene Ontology annotation, biological process: transmembrane transport.
UUAUAUCUUCAUAAUAUAUAAUCGUUCAAGGUUAUUCGAUUUGUGAUUCCAAUUGGACGAUUGAUCGACGAUGGAAGGGGUCAUAUAAAAUAAAUGAAGAAAAAACAGGGAUCUUUGAACGAACUUCUCGCCUUUUAUCUCAUUCCGUUAUGUCACUCCGCACGGUAUUAACUUCUCUGUAUAUCUAAGCUCGCACUAGCUCGCGCGAGAGAGUUACAAUUUUACAAAGAAGCGAGGAAAGGGGGAGAAAAAGUGGAGUCCCGCGACAAUGGAGAAGCACGACGGAACCGAGAGCUUGGAGGAAUCGAAAUUUCGCGACAGGCAAUUAUUGGCGGCUUUGGGCCCGUUGCUGUCCAUGCUGACAGUCGGCCUGACCCUCGGCUUCAACACCGUGCAAUUGAUCCAAUUAACAAGCGACGUGAACGAGAGCGGGACAGAGAUACGGAUAACGAGCGAAGGCGAGGCGCAUCUGCUCUUCUCCGCCUCCAGCUUCCCGACGCUACUCGGCUGUCUGUUGUCGGCGAUCCUCGUGGAGACGGUGGGCAGGAGGAGGUCCUUGAUGAUAAUCUACCCAGUGUCCUUGAUCGGAUGGGCGUCGAUCGGCCUCGCGAGGGAUAUCUCAUCGAUCGCGAUCGGGAGGGCGAUCCACGGCCUGGCAGCCGGCCUCUUCACCCCUCUCGCGCCCGUCUACAUCGGCGAGAUAUCGGAUCCAAGGUCCAGGAGCGUGUUCCUCGCCCUGAUAGACGUGGCAAUAGUAUUUGGUCUUCUAAUCGUCAACCACCUCCACGCCUAUUAUUUACAUUGGAGGAUCAUCGUUCGCGUCUGCUCGGCCGUCACGUGCCUCGUCUCCCUCGCAACCCUCGCCUCUCGGGAGAGCCCCUGGUGGCUGGUGAACAGGGGUCGAGCGGAGGACGCGUUGAGCCAAUGGAUCUAUCUUCGAGGAUGGGAAUCGGGGAUGGACGAGUAUCGUGACGCGUCGAAACGCGUCUCCAAUGCGCGGAACCGGACGAGGAUGAACGACAGGUUAGGAUAUCUGUUGUCCAAACGCUUUUUGUACCCGUUCCUCGUAUCGAACGCCUCGUUCUUCGUUUAUCGAUUCUCUGGAUUAAACUUGGUCGCCGAUCAAGCCAUUCCUGCCCUCGUGGAAACGUUCAAGAUGGACAACGCUCGAUCCGCCACUUUGAUCGUGCUCGGGCUGAGAUCGAUCGCGAGCGUGCUCGGUUGCCACCUGAUAACGAAAUACGAGAUGAAGACUUUGAUCUUCAACUCUGGAUCGGGCGUCGUGUUUUCUCUGUUCGUGUUGUGGCUCACCACCCAUUUCGACUUACGCUCGUUAUGGUUGAAGGAUAUCUCGUUGCUCGUCUAUUUCGUCUCGUUGGGGAUAGGUCUGUCACCUGUCCCGUGGAUCCUCACCGGAGAAUUGUUCUCGGGCAAGUUGAGAAGUUUCGGGAUCGGCCUCGUGCUCGCCCUCUCGUAUCUCUGCUACAUCGUGGACACGAUCGUUGCGCCGGAAUUGGUGGCCGAGAUCAAGGUGCAGGGAGUUUAUGUAAUUUACAGUCUGUUGGUGAUAGUCGGGGUUGCAUUCUUGGACCGCGUGUUAUCCCAGGCUAGGAGGAACGAUCAGACUCUGCCGAGGAUAGGAGAAAUGUUCGACGAUGAAUUCGAGGAUUCUGGAAACGUUGAAAUGAUCUAGGAAAGAAAAGUUUUAUAA